AUGUCUGCCAAGAAACGUCAGGGUGCUGAUACAUAUGAUGACUCCCUCAGUGACUUGGACGAGUCACCUCCAGCAAAAAAAUCAACCAGCGCCAAGAAAUCCACAUCUUCAGGAGAAUCCUCAGCUAAACGUACGAAGAACGCAGAUGGAGACCAGAUGAUCGAUCUGACGGGAAAGAAGUUCGUCAGUGUGCGACAGUUCAAAGGUCGAACGUUUGUGGAUAUUCGUGAAUUCUACGAAGACAAGUCCACCGGUGAACUAAAGCCGGGUAAAAAAGGCAUUUCACUCAAUGUAGAGCAAUGGGACUACCUGAAGAGCGUUAUGAGUGAAAUCGACCGUGAUAUCGUGAACAUGCAUCGAUAAGAUUCCUCAAUACCUAUUUUUUUAAUUGUUCCACAAUUCAAAUUGUAUGCAGAGGAUGA
Messenger RNA from Opisthorchis viverrini, 422 nucleotides. RefSeq lists its product as hypothetical. Bases 1 to 363 code for a protein of 120 amino acids. Gene Ontology annotation, biological process: positive regulation of transcription initiation by RNA polymerase II. Lineage: Eukaryota; Metazoa; Platyhelminthes; Trematoda; Opisthorchiida; Opisthorchiidae. The transcript has 3 exons. Gene Ontology annotation, molecular function: DNA binding; transcription coactivator activity. The record is from RefSeq and is a predicted model, not a curated record.